Phoenix dactylifera (date palm) is the source of this 2511-nucleotide messenger RNA. Lineage: Eukaryota; Viridiplantae; Streptophyta; Magnoliopsida; Arecales; Arecaceae. The record is from RefSeq and is a predicted model, not a curated record.
UCCUUCGCAGGCAGCAGCUGCUCCCAAAGCGGCAAACAGGCACUUCCCGUGACCCCGUCUUCCCCAUUGCUUCUCUUCUCGGCAUUCUCGCUCAGCCGGCGGCAGACUACCCCUGAACCCUUGGUACUGCCCUUUCACCUCCUGCCGCUCGCUCCAAAUCUCUUUUCCCAGCGCCGAACUGGCGACGCCGAGAGAGGAGGAACCCCCAUCCACCCUCUUUGGAAUCCGUCGAGGCAAGAUGGCGUUUCCGAACCAACAGACGGUGGAUUACCCUAGCUUCAAGCUCGUGAUCGUUAGGGACGGCGGGACAGAGAACUGAUUUUUAAGAAGUUCUGUGAUCUGCUGCGGGGAAGACUACCUUCGUCAAGAGACAUCUCAUGGGGGAAUUUGAGAAGAAAUAUGAACCUACCAUUGGUGUCGAAGUCCAUCCCUUGGAUUGCCACACCAACUGUGGAAGGGUCCAGUUCUACUGCUGGGAUACUGCAGGACAGGAGAAGUUUGGUGGGCUUAGGGAUGGAUAUUAAAGUUCAGUGGGCCCCAAAAGACAAAUUGGUGUUACAUGGGACGUGAUCACGUGGUAGGACCACCUUGAGGCUGCGAAAGCUUCGACAGCGCGAGAAUUGCAUGAACGACGUACAUGAGGCAUGCGAUGGCUUAAGACGGGCGCUUGUUUCUUGGGAGACUCGACUCAGGUACAAAACAAUCUGGACAAGUGUUGGUAAAUGGUUGGCGUCAGACGCUAGCAUUUGGGACUUCUGCUUAUGUGACCCAAGAUGACAUUCUGAUGACAACUCUGACGGUGAGAGAAGCUGUAUACUAUUCUGCACAGCUCCAACUGCCAGACUCCAUGUCUAAAUCUGAGAAGAAGGAGAGAGCAGAGACGACUAUAAGGGAGAUGGGCUUGCAAGAAGCUAUGGACACAAGGAUUGGAGGGCAGGCAUCUAAUGGAAUAAGUGGUGGCCAGAAGAGGAGGGUUAGCAUUUGCAUAGAGAUUUUAACACGACCAAAGCUUCUCUUCUUGGAUGAACCCACAAGUGGACUAGACAGUGCUGCAUCAUAUCACGUUGUGAAUCGCAUCAUCGACCUAUCUCGACAUCAUGGAAGGACUAUUAUCGCUUCGAUCCAUCAGCCUAGCAGUGAAGUUUUUGAGCUUUUUGAUAACUUGUGCCUUUUAUCUUCUGGCAAAACAGUUUAUUUUGGACCUGCUUCUUUAACUAAUGAGCUUUUUGCUCAAAAUGGAUUUCCAUGCCCAUCCAUGAGAAACCCCUCUGAUCACUUCCUCAGAACUAUCAACAAAGACUUUGAUGAGGAGAUUGUAAAAGGCUGUAGUAGCCAAUCAAAAACCACUGCUGAAACCAUUGAUAUCCUCAUAAGAUCAUACAAGCUAUCCAAUAUCCACCAAGAAGUUGAGAGGCGAGUAGCUGAGAUGCGCAGAUUGGGAGGAGAUGGCGUGAAGAAGGGAAGUCAAGCUAGUUUCACUACUCAGUGCAUUGUCCUCACCAAAAGAUCAUUUAAAAACAUGUACAGAGAUCUAGGAUACUACUGGCUGCGACUCGUAAUUUAUGCUAUAUUGUGUCUAUGCAUUGGCACCAUGUUUUAUGACAUUGGACAUAGCUAUGGAUCAAUUCAGGCUCGGGGUUCGGUGCUUCUGUUCGUAUCAUCAUUCCUAACUUUUAUGGCAAUUGGUGGUUUUCCUUCCUUUACAGAAGAGAUGAAGAUCUUUCAAAGAGAGAGACUAAAUGGGCAUUAUGGUGUCACCGCAUUCAUGAUAAGUAACAUGCUUUCUUCCGCACCAUAUAUAGCUCUUGUCUCUGUAAUCCCGGCAGCCAUGGCUUACUACCUUAUUGGCCUCCAAAGCGGAGUUGAUCACUUCAUUUUCUUUGCUAUGGUGUUGUAUGCAUCGAUGUUGCUUGUUGAGGGCAUGAUGAUGAUCGUCGCUAGCAUUGUGCCCAAUUACCUCAUGGGCAUCAUCACCGGUGCCGGAAUUCAAGCAACGAUGAUACUAUCGGCCGGCUUUUUCCGAUUGCCGAAUGAUCUUCCGAAGCCAGUGUGGCGAUACCCAAUGUACCACAUAGCCUUCCAUAAGUAUGCCAACCAAGCUUACUACAAGAAUGAGUUCAUUGGACUUUCCCUUCCCAACAUCCAAGCUGGGGCUGCAGCCACUAUUACUGGGGAGGAAAUUGUGAGGGAUUUUUGGCAGAUGGAGGUGGGCUACUCUAAGUGGGUUGAUCUUGCCAUACUGUUUGGUAUGGUUAUUCUAUACAGGAUCUUGUUUUUGGUCAUUGUGAAGACUAGGGAAAAGGUGAAGCCCAUGGUUAGGGCUGGUCUAAACAGGCCACCCAAACACGUCAUAGGGACGCCCUCAACACCUCUAGCUGAUGUAAGCCCAUAAAAAGAUUUUUUUCUCUUUUUUCUUCAUUUUACUACGUCUAAUCAAUGUAUUUGGUCCAUGUAAUUCUGAUGUUUUAUUUAAAAGUGGGACCAUCUGAUUAAUCAUUGUUUUUCGAGUAA